CAUUCUCAUUAUGUUAUUUUUAUACGGUCAGGGUUUUACUAGCACUCCCCUUACUCCCACUCACAAACAUGGAUAGGGUUCUACUUUUCGAUCUACACCAACCCCAGAUUAUCAUUCCCGAGCCGAAUACCAGCGCCAUGGACGUGGCCAAGGAAUGCCUGCCGCCGGGAACAAUGGUACGCAUAUCGCUCCUCGACUCACCGCCGCCGGAUACGAAUGAGGCGGAUUCCAUCUAUCGGGUUGUGAAGUACGAUUAUUGCCGACAGUUGCUGCGACUCAAGACUGUGAUGCCGAAGACCGCCGAGUUGGUGGCGAAUAAUGAGGAGACACCGCAACUCGAAUCUCUCCAGGAUGCGGAAGCUCAACUCGUAGCAAAGCAGGGACAGGAACUGGAAGCCAGGCAAGGAAUAGAAGCUAAGCAAGGGCUAGAUGAGAAGCAGGAGCUAGAAGCGAAGCAGGAACUGCUGGAUAUUAGCGAAGAUGCUCAGGCGAAGGGCGAUGGCCUCGCCAAUCAAGAUGUUCUAGAUGUCAAGCCGGAGAUGCUAGGUGCUAGUGCUCGUUCGAUCACUCAACUGGAAGGUGGUGGCGCAGAAGCCAACCAGGAGGCAGGAGACGAGGCUCCCCAAGUGAUCCUUGUCGAUUUACGUUAUUGCUGCAAGCUAGAAAUCAUCGGGCAGGCCGAGACAGGGCAGCCAAAGAAGGAAGAGGAUGUGCAGGAGCCAGAUGAAGAUGUAGGGGCGGACGGAGUAGAGCAGAAAGUAGAACUCCAGGAGAUGGAAGGAGAAGGGAAUUCCACACCGCCACAUUCAGAACACGAAGACAUAGUACCACUGAACGCAGAGGAGAAGGAGAAUCUGGACAUUGAGCAGGACAUUAAUAAAGUGAAGCCAGUUGCCAGUGAGGAUGAUGAGAACAAGGAUGAUGAGAACAAGGACGAUGAGGGCAAGGAUGAAGAGUCCAAGGAAGAAGAGGCCAAGCAGGAUGAGGCCAAGGAUGAAGAGUCCCAGGAGGAAGAUUCCAAGGCUGAAGAGACCAAGGAGGAAGGCUCUAAGGAGGAAAACUCCAAAGAUGAAGACUGCAAGGACGCAGAGUCGCAGUCCAUCCAGGAUGAAACGAAUCAGUCAGAGGUGCCAGACCUCCUGCUCGACAUGGAAGUGUCGGAAUGUGGCAACAUCGACUACGACUUUGAUGACGAUCCAUCCUACCAACCAGGCGCCCUCGUCCUGGAGCUUCGCCGCCUGCUCCGCCGCGAGCUGCCCCACGUCGGCAAGAUUCGUUGCCAGCCCGAUGCCAUCAUCGUGGACCGGGUCAUCAUCCAUCGUCCUUACUUGGCCAUCAAUGUGGCAGUCCAGUCCGAACCAGAAGUCACGCCCCCCGACACCACGCAUUCAAACGUUGAUAACAGAGCACACACUGCUGGGCAGUUGCUGGCGGAGAUCCGCUCCCUCGUCCACCAGUUCCACGAGGAGUUCAUCUUGGUGCUGAUGUGGCGCCGACUGCGCUACAACGAGUCCAUUUUGGAGACACCGCGCUUCGAUCAAUCAUCCUUCAUGGACAAUCCGACCGAUACCGACCAGCCACCCGAUGCUGGGGAUGAGGAUGAUGACUUGCUCCGCACCGAUCCGGAGCCAGAACCGGAAACAGAACCGGAGCCGGAGGAGCCAGCGAAGCCAGCGAAGCCGGCGAAGAAGCCGCGCAAGGAGAGACGCUACGCCAACUUUCAUAACAAGUACGAGUAUGUGGUAAAGAAGGUGGACACGGCUCCGCCGGAGGCGUUCCUCAGCCGACUGCGACAGAUCCAGGCCGACAAGAUGAGGAUCCGCCAGCUGGAGAUGGCCAAGGCCCGGCUCGAGGAGAACCGGCGCCUCGGCAUCAACCGGGCACUGAUCAGCAACUCAUCAUUGGAGUUGAGUCCGCGUCCCAGACGCCCAGGACACAGGCAGGCUUUCCCGCCGUACGAUCCGCCCAAGGAUCGCGAUUCGCAACUUAGCGACGCAACUUUUUAACCAAACCGGAGAUGGUCCGGAUUGGGCAUCAUCUUUUUUUGAAGAACAACAAACCACCGGGGACUGCUAUGGCAAGUCGGCAACCGAUGAGGUGAUGCCCAGAUUGUUAAAAUGAAAAUGAGAAAACGCCUGAACGAAAACUCAAGAUGCUUAAGAAUAUCACACAUAUAUGUUGUUAUACUUACAGAAAAUAAAAUUAUAUAGUUUCAGGCCAA
Molecule: messenger RNA, 2221 nt
Organism: Drosophila ananassae
Lineage: Eukaryota; Metazoa; Arthropoda; Insecta; Diptera; Drosophilidae
Product: eukaryotic translation initiation factor 5B
Exons: 2
Coding region: 69-2006 (645 amino acids)
Source: RefSeq, a predicted model, not a curated record